Harpia harpyja (harpy eagle) is the source of this 3488-nucleotide messenger RNA. RefSeq names its product mitochondrial transcription termination factor 2 (gene MTERF2). Bases 87 to 1283 code for a protein of 398 amino acids. Gene Ontology annotation, molecular function: double-stranded DNA binding. The transcript is spliced from 2 exons. Gene Ontology annotation, cellular component: mitochondrial matrix. NCBI's taxonomy places the organism in Eukaryota, Metazoa, Chordata, Aves, Accipitriformes, Accipitridae. Gene Ontology annotation, biological process: termination of mitochondrial transcription; regulation of DNA-templated transcription. The record is from RefSeq and is a predicted model, not a curated record.
GACGGCCCUGAAUAAAGUCCAGCAUCAUCUGAUCUGCCUUCUUGGGAAUACUGAGUUGCUGUUCUCUCUGCAUAGGGCUGCGUUCCAUGAUGUUGAGAGGAGUCGCUCACAGUGCAAAAGAUACAUUUACUCUUCUGUUAGCAAGAUCUCAGUAUCGUAACCCAGGAUUGAAUUUUCCCUCAGUAUGGACUGAAGUAAUGAAGAGAAGCUUCCUAAUACAUUCCACUUACACAACGGAUACAAAAUCAAGAGAGGAAAAUAAAAAAACCAUUGAGAGUCUGUACAGAUUGUCAGUUGACAUUAAGAAAAUACGCAGACUAAAGGAAUGGGUCCUUCUCCAGGAUGUGGCCUAUGUUAAAGAAAUUGCUGAUAUCUUAAAAGAAAUGGGAGCAGAUGAGACCACGGUAGCCAACAUUUUAGAACGCUGCCCAGAGGCAAUUCUCCAUAUCCCUGCAGAGAUAAACUCUCAAAGAACUCUAUGGCAACUAGUAUGCCAGAAUGAAAAUCAGUUAAUUAAAUUAAUAGAGCAAUUUCCAGAGUCUUUUUUUACUACUCAGUAUCAUGAGAAUCAGAAGGCAAAUAUACUGUUUUUUCAAGAGUUGGGACUUAAGAAUAAUAUAAUCACCAGGUUCUUGACAAGCGCACCCAGCAUAUUCUGUAAUCCUGUUGAGAAAAACAAAAACGUGAUAGAGACAUUACAAAGAAAUUAUUUAAGUUUAGGAGGUUCUGAUGCAAAUAUGAAGAUCUGGAUACUGAAGCUAUUGAGCCAAAAUCCAUUUAUUUUAUUAAAUUCCUCCACCACAAUCCAGGAGAACUUGGAAUUUCUCCAGAAGAAUGAUUUCAGUGACCAUGAAGUUCUACAGCUGCUGUCCAAACUUAAAGGUUUUAUUUUUCAGCUUACUCCUACUACUAUGCAGAAGAGUAUGCUUAAUUCCAAAAAUGUCUUUAAGUGCAGUGAUCAAGAAUUAAGACAGCUAGUGCUGAAAUGCCCAGCCCUUCUCUACUAUUCUGUUCCAGUUUUGGAAGAAAGACUUGAAGGACUACUGAAGGAAGGAAUUUCUGUAGCGCAGAUUAGAGACACACCAAUGGUGCUGGAGUUGACAACACAAAUUGUUCAGUACCGAAUUAAAAAACUCUCUGCUUUGGGAUAUGAUAUAAAGAGUGGAACUCUAGAAAGCUUGAAUGGUACUAAGAAGGAUUUUGAAGUCAAUUAUGGUAGGAUACAAUCAAAGAAGGAGAGACCAAUUUUUAAUCCUGUUGCUCCUGUACACAUUGAAGAAUAAUUUGAAUGCUGUACUUCAAAUUACACAAAAGAAAAUUAUUAAAGAGAAAAGAGAUGCUGGGUGGUUGAGAAGAGCCAAAAGAAAUCUUGACCAAAUUGUAGUCUUAUACUGUACUUUGUCCCAGAGUGGGUCUUGGGCACAAAUUCAUUAUACAGUUGUAGCUUUCUAAUACUUUCAAAUAAUAUCAUAGAAGCUGGUUACGAUAAAGGUUGCCUUUUUUCCCCAGGGAGUACCUCACAUGUUUUUUUUGGUUCUGUUACAUUUCCUUAUCUAACAGGGCGUUAACUGCUUUGGAUUUUCAGCUCUGUCACUGCACAGUCCAGCCUGGGGUAGUGAUUAGCACAAUCUUUAUCUGAGAAAAGGAGGGUUAUUUUUCCAGCAGUGUUCAACCCACUGGUUCACUGAAUUUUGGAGGCUCUUUUGGAGUUGCAUUCCUUAUUGCUGCAAUAAGUAGCUCUAGCUCCUGGAUCCUGACCUGCAGCAGACCUGACUUCUUGGAUAGGAAAACAUAGGUAGAGCAGUCUGAGAACAGGGGCAGGACAUAAUAUUUUUUUAUUUAGUGACUGCUGCAGUGAGGCCCUAGUAUGUUUGUGUGCAAACCACAAUGCAAAGAAACUACAAGACAACCUCCUUUACAUUUCUGAGACUUCAAAAUUUACUCCUUUUUCAAAAGGUUUGGGGCAGGAGGAAAUACAUUUAUUGCCAUUGUCUAGUUCUUAAUUUCUUUUCUAGCACAGCUUAGGGAGAGAAAAGGUUAGGGAGAGACUCAAGUGAGCCUCAAAAGGAUUGUAGGAGAAAGGAAAAAGUCAUGCUUUUAUAUUAGGUGUAACAAAACUCUAGUCUGUAAACCACUGGUGAUUAAAAAUGACUACCAGAUUUGCAAACAGCUGCCAGUUUCUAAAUAUAUGGGUGACACUGCUUCUCAGAUAACACCAUACAGUAAUUGUUGACAAGUGCUGGCUUUCAAAAGAGUAACUAUCUGACAGUGUUUAAGUUCUCAGGGGAUUUUAUUUAUUUUCAUUUACGGGCUGUGAAUGAGAAUAUAAAAUAGUAGCAUCAUUGACAAUCAUCUCAAGAGAAUUAGCAUCAUCAGUGAUUCUGUUUCUCAGAAAGACUUUGCUAAGCAACUAUUCCAUACACAUUCCCUCUUGACAGCAGGAGAAAAAACAGUUACACACCCCCCUCGCUCCAGGCCAUUCUUCAAGGUCAUUUUUAACAGACAUUUUGGCAGCAAGUCCAGGGUUCCUUUUCUUAAAUAAAAGUUUUAAAUUGCUGAGGAAAGCUGGUAUUGAAUUACUUGCUUAGAUGGUGGGCUGCAAGGUUAUAUUUUAUAUAGCCUGCCACAUUAUCUGCUGUGAGCUUGGAAAAGGCUAGAAACAUCUGGUUAGAUCAGUGCCAAGAUCUCAACAGCUGAAGGUCUUAAACUCACCACCAUGCAGGCGAGUGUGGACAUGAUGGCAGCUUGUGGGGGUAACCACUGCUCUUCUAGGAGCAUGUGUGACAGCGGUGAGAAUUCAAGAAGGGGCACAUAUCACCAGCAUAUUAAAAGUCAGGCUGUGUUACUAAGCCAUGUCUUUGCUGACUCUUCAAAACACAUUAUCGUUUUUUUAGGAGGAAACUGGGAAGAGCCAUAUUAAAAAUUUACAGGAACUUGCCUUAUCACUUUCUGACUGUCUGCUCAGCUAUUAAGCAUACCACAGUAUUACUUGAAUUUCAAAGCAUCGUUCCCCUCAGACACAAGGGGACAUUUCAGCUUUCUGAGGCUAUUCAUAAUACAACCCAUAAUGCUGAACCACAGAUCUGAUGGAUGGUUUAGGAUGAAAAGGAAACCAAGAUGUAGAACAGUGUUUUCCCUGACAAUUUAGUUUCGGCAUUUCUACAGGUAUCUGUUUUCAAAGUUCCUGAAACAGCUUAUUUCCAUCACUUACAGUAUUUCCAGUGGCAAUGAACAAAAUGGGAAAGUGACAUAUUUCCUUGAGUCACAGCCUGAGUUAUCACAAACUCAUUUUCCAUUCUGACUGUUUCAAUUUCUCCUCCUCCCCUUUCAAAACAAAAGCAUAAACAGAAAGACUCCUUUUUUCUACCAGCAGACAGAAAUUCAUUCAAUCCUUCAUUCAUAACUCUAUGCCUGGGACCCACUUCUCUCUUCUUCACAGGAUUCAUUUAUAAUAAAGCCUCACAGAAGCUCCCAAUUACCAAAAUGUA